GUCAGGUUAUUUGGACGAUUUCAAGAAAAAACUUGGCACGAAGAAACGUGAGAAUUGAAUUUCCCCAUCGGAUCGGGUGGCGUUUUCCAAACAUCGAUAAGAUCCUGUGUGACUUUAAUCCCCCAGUGAUAGACCGAUAUGUCACAAUAUCCGUGAACCAAUAAAACUGUCCCCAGCUAGUGCAACGUGAUAUUUUGAUGUGGAGUUGUGUGUUCUGGAGGACAGCAUGUCAUGGCCUAUCUUAGCGCCGGUCACGGGUCUGGAAAGAGGAACUACUCACCGAACGUCGUCAAACAGGAAAGGUCGCUGCCCAAGCUCAGCAGCCAGGAAGAGGACGGGCACACCCCCCACUCCCAGUUCACUGGCGUAGCCCACUUUGAGCCUAUCCCGCAUGAUCACGACUUCUGUGAGAGGGUUGUGAUAAACGUGAGUGGUCUGCGUUUCGAGACGCAGCUACGCACGCUGAACCAGUUUCCUGACACGCUGCUGGGCGAUCCUGCACGUCGCAUCCGCUACUUCGACCCUCUGCGUAACGAGUACUUCUUCGACCGCAACCGGCCCUCCUUCGAUGCCAUCCUGUAUUACUACCAGAGCGGCGGCCGACUUAGACGCCCCGUCAAUGUACCCCUGGACGUUUUUUCCGAGGAGAUCAAGUUCUACGAGCUGGGCGAGCUGGCCAUCAAUAAAUUUAGAGAGGACGAAGGCUUCAUCAAAGAGGAGGAAAAACCACUACCAUCGCACGAGAUGCAGCGAAACGUGUGGCUGCUGUUCGAAUAUCCAGAAUCGUCACAGGCGGCCCGGGUCGUCGCCAUCAUCUCCGUCUGCGUCAUCCUGCUCUCAAUCGUCAUAUUCUGUCUGGAGACGCUGCCACAGUUCAAGCACUAUAAAGUUUUCAACACGACCACGAAUAGUACCAAGAUCGAGGAGGACGAGGUUCCCGAAAUCACCGACCCCUUCUUCCUCAUCGAGACUAUCUGCAUCGUCUGGUUCACCUUUGAACUCUCCGUGCGCUUCCUGGCUUGUCCCAACAAACUGCAUUUCUUCCGGGACCUCAUGAACUUUAUCGAUAUCAUCGCCAUCAUUCCGUAUUUCAUAACUCUGGCAACAGUAAUCGCAGAAGGGAAAGACACGUUGAAUCUGCCCCGUGCUCCGGUCGCGCCAACGGACAAGAGUACGAACCAGGCGAUGUCCCUGGCUAUUUUGAGGGUGAUAAGGCUUGUGCGCGUCUUCCGAAUAUUCAAGCUUAGCCGGCAUAGCAAAGGCUUGCAAAUUUUAGGCCGAACACUCAAAGCCAGUAUGCGUGAACUCGGCCUGCUCAUCUUCUUCCUAUUCAUAGGUGUCGUGCUGUUCUCGAGUGCCGUCUACUUCGCAGAGGCGGGCUCAGAGAAUUCCUUCUUCAAGUCCAUCCCAGACGCGUUCUGGUGGGCAGUGGUCACCAUGACGACCGUGGGCUACGGCGACAUGACGCCGGUCGGAGUCUGGGGCAAGAUCGUUGGUUCCCUGUGUGCGAUCGCUGGCGUGCUGACCAUCGCCCUUCCAGUGCCUGUGAUCGUCUCCAACUUCAAUUACUUCUAUCAUCGUGAGACGGAUCAGGAGGAGAUGCAGUCGCAGAACUUCAACCACGUGACCAGCUGCCCUUACCUGCCAGGCACCUUGGGCCAACACAUGAAGAAGAGUUCGCUAAGCGAGUCGUCCAGCGACCUGGUGGAGUUCGAGGAGGGGUUGCUGGUGACGAGAGAUCAGCUGAUUCGGAAGCAGAAUUGCAACCCGCGGCACAACAACAACAUCAACGCCAUGAGCAUCGAGACUGACGUUUGACUACGAGUGACGGAUGUGCUGCAUUUGCAUCCUCCAGACUGGUUGGCGAGAGGUCCUACCAAGGCUCAGCUAGAAGAGGAACCUUCGAGAAUAGCUCCUCUGCGGGAAAAUGAAAAACCAACAGUCUGUCCGAACCUACAGCAUCGCAUAAACAUUGAGUGCGUGUUGCGUGCAGUGCUCCGAACGCUCAAUAGACCCUUAAAACAAAUUCACACAUAUAUUUGUUCUCCUCGGUACUUUUGUAUUAUUAUUACCAUAACGAUUGUUUUUGGGUGAGAUAUCCUGCCAAAAAUACUUAAUAUUAUAUAAAUAUAACUUAGUAACUGAGGGUAUAUCACAGCUGAUUCACGAAACGUAUUUUUUAAGUACAUUUACGAAGAUGAUUUAUCGAAGAAUUAAAGUUUUUGUUACUAUUUCAAGAGAUAUAUUCGCUGGGGAACUCUAACCAUAUGUCGGCUCACAAUAUCAGCAAUUUGCUACAAGAAAUGGCACUAUACCAUAUUCCACUAAUAGCAUUCAGUCUCGCGAAAGACCUAGCCUUCUGAAGAAUGAAAUAAAAAUCAAUUAUCCAUUAGAAACAGUUUCAGAAAUUAACCUGGAACACAACAUUAAUGUCUGCAGAAGAAAUGAGCACUACUUCAAUACUUAUUUACUCCUCUAAUGAGAAUGUUCAUUUUAAUUAUUCAGAUCUCAGUUUCAUUAAGUAAUCCUCGGGAGAUUUAUCCUCAUAUUCCUUGCUGAAGCCUAUAUAUGGGAUCAGAGUUCAAGAAUGUGCUACUUUCUUCAAGAAAAUCAUAUAUAGUAUAUCCAACUGCUCAAUUACUGUAUUCUUAUGAAGACGAAAUUGAAAAAUCUUCCAAACCAGAGAAAUUCGGUCGUUUCAAGCCUCUCAUUCAAGGGUUGCUGUGCGAAAAGACCAAAAGUAGCACCUGAAGUGAAUAAAUCCAACAUUCUGAAUUCUUACGAUUUUUUAAAAAUCCCUUUCUUGAGUGGAACCGAGGCAUCAUGGAUUCGUUCAUACCUAAAGUAUUAGUUGUUCAAAUUUUAUGGGAGAAAUAUAGGAUAAAUUCAACUUUGAAGAUCAGUAGAAAGGUAUUCUUGUAAAGUAAAAUAGAAUACUAAACCGUUCGUUAAAAUUCUGUAGAUAAGGUAUCCAUUUUUUUGAUUAACCGAUGCACAUUUGGAUAUUCCAACAAUAUCUACGAAAUUAUCUGCCAAAGCAUUACAAGAAAUUAGAAGCCUGAAGCGAAAACAAUAUAUUCACCAGAAACAAUAAGAUAAGCAAGAAAUUUAAAAUAGUUGCUGAAAUUGUUAAUAUUAAGUAGAGCUUGAUAGAGCCAGAAUAGGACUUUUAAAAUGAUGCCUCGUUCAAAUUCAAACCACUUCUCUUGAAUAUGUGUAUAUUUAAAAUUUAAGUGGUAUAAAUUUAUAUAUUAUAUUAUAAUUAGGUACAUUGUAUAUAUGUAAAUUUUUAAAGAAUUUCAGUUCUUUAUUCAAUACUCCGUUUUAUAUCAUGUAAGAAUAUAAUAUAAAAACGUGAAAGUCAAAUGAAAAGAGAGAAAGGGUAAAAGAAAAAUUCAAUCAUCAGAAAAAUUUUAGCAUCGACAGAUAAAGCUAUAUUUUUUCAGAAUCCUCCAUUCCAUUGCAAUAUCGAAAUUUAAUGCUAAAAAUUUAUAUCAAAACUCUUCAGUUGUCAAUUAUUGUAAUCAUUUCUGAGGGAUGAAAUGAUAUUUUAGUUGUCUGCGAAAAAAAAUCGUUGAAUUCUUUUAUUUGCAUGACAUUAUGAAUGAAAAAAUUCAAAGCAGCUUUAAGACUGGACUAUUUUUCACAUAUCAUGUUGUAAAACAACCGCAAGCAAUAUAUUAUUUGGAAAAAAAAGACGAAAUUAUGUUUUUUAUUAUUAUAUUGAACUACGAGAAUACGACACCUAGAAAUGUGAACUUUAUUUAGUAACAGUCUUUUUCUUGUUCUUAUAAAGCUACACUGCCAUAAAGUUUUGAUCAUAUAACAACAAUAAAUUACAAAAAAAAAUCAUUACCUUUUACAAAAAAGCUCGGAAAAGAAAAAAAAUCUUUUCAA
This is a messenger RNA of Coccinella septempunctata (seven-spotted ladybird), 3897 nucleotides long. RefSeq names its product potassium voltage-gated channel protein Shaker (gene shaker). Gene Ontology annotation, cellular component: voltage-gated potassium channel complex; membrane. The transcript has 8 exons. Bases 232 to 1818 code for a protein of 528 amino acids. Gene Ontology annotation, biological process: potassium ion transmembrane transport; protein homooligomerization. The record is from RefSeq and is a predicted model, not a curated record. Gene Ontology annotation, molecular function: protein binding; delayed rectifier potassium channel activity. Lineage: Eukaryota; Metazoa; Arthropoda; Insecta; Coleoptera; Coccinellidae.